AUGCGCCAUUCAGCUACAGACUCACUCUGUACACCAAGGAAACUGGACCGCAGCCUCCGAUCAGGCAAUGAGACGGAGUACAAAGCGGCGAAGUACGGACUGAGGAAACCCAGUACAGCGGCCCAGAGGCAGUACAGAGAGAAGCUGGAUGGCUUCUAUGCUACUGCUGACCCCAGGUCCAGCACUGGUAACUUGUUCAACUCUGGAGCUCAUGGCCCAGAUCAGACCGCAGCCAUCAUUCCUGAAAACCACACCCCCAUCACUAAGCAACAGGUGAAGCGCCGAUACCGGAGGCAACGGAAGAGCAGUGGUUGCAUCGCAGAGGGUGUGGACCAGUCAAAGAGCAUGCACGCCCAUAAUGACUCAUCUUCAGGAGAUGAACAGUACCACAGGGCAGCUCGAUCCUGGAGCCGUGAGAAAGCCCGGCGCAGGCGACGCCCACGUGUGCUCACAUGCUCCCGUGAGGAUGAGGCCCAGAAACAGGACCUCAAAACCUCUCAGAAGACAUCGUUAAAGAAGGAGGAGAUAGACAGCAAAUCAGCCAAUCAGGCCAGAGAAUGUGAGUGUGGCAGUGGAAUGAGUAGUGAGAAGGAGGAGCCAAUGAUGAAGAUGUACGAGGAGCAAGGAUCAGGAGACACAGAUAUGGCCAUCCCGACAGCUCAGAAGUACACAGAGGCAUCCAAUCAGAAUGGGAUGCUCCAGGAAGCGUGUACUGAUGAUGAACCAGAAGUGUGCAGGAUCUGUCACAGUGAAGGCGAUGAGGAGUGUCCUCUCAUCACACCAUGUAGGUGCACAGGGAGUCUACGCUUCGUGCACCACGCCUGCCUGCACCAGUGGAUCAAAAGCUCAAACACACGCUGCUGUGAACUGUGUAAAUACAACUUCAACAUGGAGAUGCACCUCAAACCCUUGCGCAAGUGGGAGAACUUGCAGAUGUCUACAAACGAGCGCAGGAGGAUCUUCUGCUCGGUGAUCUUUCACCUGGCGGCUGUGGCGUGCCUCAUCUGGUCCCUCUACAGCUUCAUUCUCAUGAACCACACUGCUGAAGGAUUACAGCAAGGCAAAGAACACAAUGGACCGCUGGAGUUGCUGUACUGGAUCAAGUCUUGCAUCGUAGCCCUCAGCGUGUUGGCAGGCUUCAUCUUCAUGUACACCCAGUGCAAAGUUUACCUCAACCUCUGGAGACGCCUGAAGGCUUUUAACAGUGUCAUCUUUGUGCACAACUGCCCGGACUCGGUGUGCAACGGCGCUGAAAAGGCUCCGCCUCUUCCUCCUCACGUUGUUCCUACCCACCAGCCACAAACAAACGUAUCCUACCCUGCCCUAGCAGGAGGAAGUGCAGAGGUGGUGCCUGUUUGAUUUUCUAUUCAGAUGGUGUUGCAGUGACAAUUUAUGUCCUAACAGUCAUGAGGAAAUACAUUUCCUUGAAAUGCAUGGAGCUUAACUUCCAACAGAACGCUCCGAAAUCAAGCAGGACUUUACCAGCUUAUUAUUUCUGAGCUUUUACAUACCAAGGAGAUUUGGGAUCCCAAGAAUCAGUAUUAAGUACAAAUACUGAACAAAUUUAAAAAGGUACUAAAACAUCAUUAGAGGAAAACGAUUUGUUCCAUUCGCAGCACUCCUUAUCCUUCGUAGAAGAGCUUGACCUCGUCCGAGGUCAAGAACGAAGAAUACCAUCACAACACAAAGCCAUCAAGAGAAAUAAAACAUAAUAAUAAUAAAAGUAAUGAUACUGUAUAAAUGGAGGAUGAGCCGGUCUGUGUGCGUGCACAUAGCCAUAAGCUGUAAACAAAUCCCUUGGCUGAUGGAAGAUACAGCAUUAGCUUGUUAUGAAUACUACUACAGUUG
Molecule: messenger RNA, 1848 nt
Organism: Neoarius graeffei (lesser salmon catfish)
Lineage: Eukaryota; Metazoa; Chordata; Actinopteri; Siluriformes; Ariidae
Gene: marchf1
Product: membrane-associated ring finger (C3HC4) 1
Exons: 6
Coding region: 1-1359 (452 amino acids)
Biological process (GO): immune response; protein polyubiquitination; antigen processing and presentation of peptide antigen via MHC class II
Cellular component (GO): lysosome; cytoplasm; late endosome membrane
Molecular function (GO): MHC protein binding; ubiquitin protein ligase activity; zinc ion binding
Source: RefSeq, a predicted model, not a curated record